ACCCCUGUUUUUCUAGCUGGGAGAGAACUGGGAAGACAAAUGAAAGAAAUAUAUUCAGAAACUACAGAUUUGUGCCCUGAACUUUAAAACACAACUUAGAGCUUUGAAACACAUCACAAAGCUUUUGAACUUCAAGUCUUCAACCAUGACUUCUCUUCGCAGGGAAAUUGGUAACCCUACCAAAAGAUUCUCCUCUUCCACUCCCCAUUUCUUAAUGAUGAUUCCAAAGGGUAUACUUCUGGAGACAUGAAACUUAGUAUUCCAAAGAAAUUUUUGAGGAAAUAUGGAGAUGAUCUAUCAAAUCCAGUACUUCUUAAGCUUCCCAAUGGUUCAAAAUGGAACAUAGAACUCAGUAGAUGGGAGGGUGAGGCUUGGUUUGACAAGGGUUGGGCAGAGUUCUCUGAGUUUUACUCUCUAGAGCACUGUCACUCCUUAGUUUUUCGAUAUGAAGGGAAUUCCAAAUUUCACAUUUGCAUAUUUGAUAAAAGUUUCGUAGAGAUUGAAUAUCCAUUAACGAUGCCAGAGAUGAAAGAAGCUGACGCGGAUGAUGACUCUAGGGAUGAAUCUGAUGAUGCUUCUCUUGAAAUCUUAGACAAAUUUCCACCAUGCCCAAGAAAAUCGAAGGAGAAAUCUUCGUUGCCAUGUCCUCGGCCUCACAAGAAAAAAAGAACAACUUCAAGUGGCAACGUUGAUUUUCCAGCCAAAAGACAUGAUCGAGGCACGUCUAGCACCCCAAGAUUCCAAAAACGAACACAAGUCGUUCGUGGGAGGAUGCAUCCAUUGACUGCAAGUGGAAAAGCUUUAUCUCUUCAGAGAGCAAAAGCAUACAAAUCUGACAAGCCUUCUUUCAUAGUUCCCAUGCAUCGCUCUUAUAUCGGUCGACAUCCAAUGACAACUUCUGCUAACUUGGAUGUAUAGAUCAUUUCAGUGUGAAAAAGAAUGAAGCAAAGAUACGUACUUUCACAAAGCAAAAUCGUAAAUAUUUUCUCUUCAAAA
Prunus dulcis (almond) is the source of this 996-nucleotide messenger RNA. RefSeq names its product B3 domain-containing protein At1g49475-like. The transcript has 4 exons. Bases 247 to 918 code for a protein of 223 amino acids. Lineage: Eukaryota; Viridiplantae; Streptophyta; Magnoliopsida; Rosales; Rosaceae. Gene Ontology annotation, molecular function: DNA binding. The record is from RefSeq and is a predicted model, not a curated record.